This is a messenger RNA of Symphalangus syndactylus (siamang), 4825 nucleotides long. RefSeq names its product nidogen 2 (gene NID2). Gene Ontology annotation, molecular function: Wnt-protein binding; calcium ion binding; Wnt receptor activity. Gene Ontology annotation, biological process: canonical Wnt signaling pathway; cell-matrix adhesion. The record is from RefSeq and is a predicted model, not a curated record. NCBI's taxonomy places the organism in Eukaryota, Metazoa, Chordata, Mammalia, Primates, Hylobatidae. Gene Ontology annotation, cellular component: plasma membrane.
GGAGAGUGGGCUGGAGGCCGGGGCGGGACGCGCUGUGCAGCGAGCAUGGAGGGGGACCGGGUGGCCGGCCGGCCGGCUCUGUCGUUACCAGUGCUACUGCUGCUGCUGUUGCUAAUGUCGCGGGCCGCGGCGCUGCACUCAGACGAGCUUUUCCCACACGGGGAGUCGUGGGGGGACCAGCUCCUGCAGGAAGGCGACGACGAAAGCUCAGCCGUGGUGAAGCUGGCGAAUCCGCUGCACUUCUACGAAGCCCAAUUCAGCAACCUCUACGUGGGCACCAACGGCAUCAUCUCCACUCAGGACUUCCCCAGGGAAACUCAGUAUGUGGACUAUGAUUUCCCCACCGACUUCCCGGCCAUCGCCCCUUUCCUGGCCGACAUCGACACGAGCCACGGCAGAGGCCGAGUCCUGUACCGAGAGGACACCUCCCCGGCAGUGCUGGGCCUGGCCGCCCGCUAUGUGCGCGCUGGCUUCCCGCGCUCUGCGCGCUUUACCCCCACCCACGCCUUCCUGGCCACCUGGGAGCAGGUGGGCGCUUACGAGGAGGUCAAGCGCGGGGCACUGCCCUCGGGAGAGCUGAACACUUUCCAGGCAGUUUUGGCAUCUGAUCGGUCUGAUAGCUACGCCCUCUUUCUUUAUCCUGCCAACGGCCUGCAGUUCCUUGGAACCCGUCCCAAAGAGUCUUACAAUGUCCAGCUUCAGCUUCCAGCUCGGGUGGGCUUCUGCCGAGGGGAGGCUGAUGAUCUGAAGUCAGAAGGACCAUAUUUCAGCUUGACUAGCACUGAACAGUCUGUGAAAAAUCUCUAUCAACUAAGCAAUCUGGGGAUCCCUGGAGUGUGGGCUUUCCAUAUCGGCAGCACUUCCCCGUUGGACAAUGUCAGGCCAGCCGCAGUUGGAGGAGACCUUUCCGCUGCCCACUCUUAUGUUCCCCUGGGACGUUCCUUCAGCCAUGCUACAGCCCUGGAAAGUGACUAUAAUGAGGACAAUUUGGAUUACUACGAUGUGAAUGAGGAGGAAGCUGAAUAUCUUCCAGGUGAACCAGAGGAGGCAUUGAAUGGCCACAGCAGCAUUGAUGUUUCCUUCCAGUCCAAAGUGGAUACAAAGCCUUUAGAGGAAUCUUCCACCUUGGACCCUCACACCAAAGAAGGAACAUCUCUGGGAGAGGUAGAGGGCCCAGAUUUAAAAGGCCAAGUUGAGCCCUGGGACGAGAGAGGGACCAGAAGCCCAGCUCCACCAGAGGUAGACAGAGAUUCACUGGCUCCUUCCUGGGAAACCCCACCACCGUACCCCGAAAAUGGAAGCAUCCAGCCCUACCCAGAUGGAGGGCCAGUGCCUUCGGAAAUGGAUGUUCCCUCAGCUCAUCCUGAAAAAGAAAUUGUUCUUCGAAAUUACCCUGCUUCAGGUCACACUACACCCAUAAGUCAAGGGACAUACGAGGUGGGACUGGAAGACAACCUAGGUUCCAACACCGAGGUCUUCACGUAUAAUGCUGCCAACAAGGAAACCUGUGAACACAACCACAGACAAUGCUCCCGGCAUGCCUUCUGCACGGACUAUGCCACUGGCUUCUGCUGCCACUGCCAAUCCAAGUUUUAUGGAAAUGGGAAGCACUGUCUGCCCGAAGGGGCACCUCACCGAGUGAAUGGGAAAGUGAGUGGCCACCUCCACGUGGGCCAUACACCCGUGCACUUCACUGACGUGGACCUGCAUGCUUAUAUCGUGGGCAAUGAUGGCAGAGCCUACACGGCCAUCAGCCACAUCCCACAGCCAGCAGCCCAGGCCCUCCUCCCCCUCACACCAAUUGGAGGCCUGUUUGGCUGGCUCUUUGCUUUAGAAAAACCUGGCUCUGAGAACGGCUUCAGCCUCGCAGGUGCUGCCUUUACACAUGACAUGGAAGUUACGUUCUACCCGGGAGAGGAGAGGGUUCAUAUCACUCAAACUGCUGAAGGACUUGACCCAGAAAACUAUCUGAGCAUUAAGACCAACAUUCAAGGCCAGGUGCCUUACGUCCCAGCAAAUUUCACAGCCCACAUCUCUCCCUACAAGGAGCUGUACCACUACUCGGACUCCACUGUGACCUCUACAAGUUCCAGAGACUACUCUCUGACUUUUGGUGCAAUCAACCAAACAUGGUCCUACCGCAUCCACCAGAAUAUCACUUACCAGGUGUGCAGGCACACCCCUAGACGCCCAUCCUUCCCCACCACCCAGCAGCUGAACGUGGACCGGGUCUUUGCCUUGUAUAAUGAUGAAGAAAGAGUGCUUAGAUUUGCUGUGACCAAUCAAAUUGGCCCAGUGAAAGAGGAUUCAGACCCCACUCCGGUGAAUCCUUGCUAUGAUGGGAGCCACAUAUGUGACACAACAGCACGGUGCCAUCCAGGGACAGGUGUAGAUUACACCUGUGAGUGCGCAUCUGGGUACCAGGGAGAUGGACGGAACUGUGUGGAUGAAAAUGAAUGUGCAACUGGCUUUCAUCGCUGUGGCCCCAACUCUGUAUGUAUCAACUUGCCUGGAAGCUACAGGUGUGAGUGCCGGAGUGGUUAUGAAUUUGCAGAUGACCGGCAUACUUGCGUCUUGAUCACCCCACCUGCCAACCCCUGUGAGGACGGCAGUCAUACCUGUGCUCCUGCUGGGCAGGCCCAGUGUGUUCACCAUGGAGGCAGCAUGUUCAGCUGUGCCUGCCUGCCUGGUUAUGCUGGCGAUGGGCACCAGUGCACUGAUGUAGAUGAAUGCUCAGAAAACAGAUGUCACCCUGCAGCUACCUGCUACAAUACUCCUGGUUCCUUCUCCUGCCGUUGUCAACCCGGAUAUUAUGGGGAUGGAUUUCAGUGCAUACCUGACUCCACCUCAAGCCUGACACCCUGUGAACAACAGCAGCGCCAUGCCCAGGCCCAGUAUGCCUACCCUGGGGCCCAGUUCCACAUCCCCCAAUGUGACGAGCAGGGCAACUUCCUGCCCCUACAGUGUCAUGGCAGCACUGGCUUCUGCUGGUGCGUGGACCCUGAUGGUCAUGAAGUUCCUGGUACCCAGACUCCACCUGGCUCCACCCCGCCUCACUGUGGACCACCACCAGAGCCCACCCAGAGGCCCCCGACCAUCUGUGAGCGCUGGAGGGAAAACCUGCUGGAGCACUACGGUGGCACCCCCCGGGAUGACCAGUACGUGCCCCAGUGCGAUGACCUGGGCCACUUCAUCCCCCUGCAGUGCCACGGAAAGAGCGACUUCUGCUGGUGUGUGGACAAAGAUGGCAGAGAGGUGCAGGGCACCCGCUCCCAGCCAGGCACCACCCCUGCGUGUAUACCCACCGUCGCUCCACCCAUGGUCCGGCCCACGCCCCGGCCGGAUGUGACCCCUCCAUCUGUGGGCACCUUCCUGCUCUAUGCCCAGGGCCAGCAGAUUGGCUACUUACCCCUCAAUGGCACCAGGCUUCAGAAGGAUGCAGCCAAGACCCUGCUGUCUCUGCAUGGCUCCAUAAUCGUGGGAAUUGAUUAUGACUGCCGGGAGAGGAUGGUGUACUGGACAGAUGUUGCUGGACGGACAAUCAGCCGUGCCAGUCUGGAACUGGGAGCAGAGCCUGAGAUGAUCGUGAAUUCAGGUCUGAUAAGCCCUGAAGGACUUGCCAUCGACCACAUCCGCAGAACAAUGUACUGGACGGACAGUGUCCUGGAUAAGAUAGAGAGCGCCCUGCUGGAUGGCUCUGAGCGCAAGGUCCUCUUCUACACAGAACUGGUGAAUCCCCGUGCCAUCGCUGUGGAUCCAAUCCGAGGCAACUUGUACUGGACAGACUGGAAUAGAGAAGCUCCUAAAAUUGAAACAUCAUCUUUAGAUGGAGAAAACAGAAGAAUUCUGAUCAAUACAGACAUUGGAUUGCCCAAUGGCUUAACUUUUGACCCUUUCUCUAAACUGCUCUGCUGGGCAGAUGCAGGAACCAAAAAACUGGAGUGUACACUACCUGAUGGAACUGGACGGCGUGUCAUUCAAAACAACCUCAAGUACCCCUUCAGCAUCGUAAGCUAUGCAGAUCACUUCUACCACACAGACUGGAGGAGGGAUGGUGUUGUAUCAGUAAAUAAACAUAGUGGCCAGUUUACUGAUGAGUAUCUCCCAGAACAACGAUCUCACCUCUACGGGAUAACUGCAGUCUACCCCUACUGCCCAACAGGAAGAAAGUAAGUACAGUAAUGUAAACGAAGACUUGGAGUUUACAAUCAGAACCUGGACCCUAAAGAACAGUGACUGCAAAGGCAAAGAAAGUAAAAAAGGAAUUGGCCAUUAGACGUUCCUUUAGUGCAAAAAGACUUUUGUGAAAAGUUGAUACCUCAAUCUUUACUACUGUAUUUUUAAAAAUGAAGGUUGUUAUUGCAAGUUUAAAAAAGUAACAGAAUUUUAACUGUUGCUUAUUAAAGCAACUUCUUAUAAACAUUUAUCAUUAAUAUUUAAAAGAUCAAAUUCAUUCAACUAAGAAUUAGAGUUUAAGACUCUAAACCUGAUUUUUGCUAUGGAUUCUUUCUGGCCAAGAAAUUAAAGCACAUGUGAUCAAUAUAUAAAAAUACAAUCCUAAACCUUGACAGUUGGAGAAGCCAAUGCAGAACUGAUGGGAAAGGACCAAUUAUUUAUAGUUUCCCAACAAAAGUUCUAAGAUUUUUUACCUCUGCAUCAGUGCAUUUCUAUUUAUAUCAAAAGGUGCUAAAAUGAUUCAAUUUGCAUUUUCUGAUCCUGUAGUGCCUCUAUAGAAGUACCCACAGAAAGUAUCACAUUUAUAAAUACCAAAGAUGUAACAAUUUUAAAAUUUUCUAGAUUACUCCAAUAAAAUGUUUUAAGUUUU